AUGAAAGGAGACCCCGAUGACCCUAAAUGCGGGUUCAGUAAUGCUGUUUGUCGCAUCUUGGAAAUGCACGGUAUACUAGACCAGGCUAGAAAAGAUACCAAAUCUAAACUUUUCGCUUCCUACAAUAUACUUGAGAGCAAUGAGUUACGUUCCGCGGCAAAAUUGUUUGCAGAUUGGCCCACUUUUCCGCAAGUGUAUUUCGACGGUGAAUUCGUUGGUGGCUGUGAUAUCCUGUUGGACAUGCAUCGAACUGGAAAGUUAACGGAAGAAUUAGAAAACCGUGGCAUUUCUUCCUCACUCAAAGAUAAAAACACGAAGGAGGAACGCUAG
Echinostoma caproni is the source of this 330-nucleotide messenger RNA. The record is from the annotation of a GenBank genome assembly. Lineage: Eukaryota; Metazoa; Platyhelminthes; Trematoda; Plagiorchiida; Echinostomatidae.